This is a messenger RNA of Chlorella variabilis, 758 nucleotides long. RefSeq lists its product as hypothetical. The coding region runs from base 216 to 593 and encodes 125 amino acids. Gene Ontology annotation, biological process: defense response to fungus; defense response to bacterium. NCBI's taxonomy places the organism in Eukaryota, Viridiplantae, Chlorophyta, Trebouxiophyceae, Chlorellales, Chlorellaceae. Gene Ontology annotation, molecular function: RNA nuclease activity. The transcript is spliced from 4 exons. The record is from RefSeq and is a predicted model, not a curated record.
GCAAGGCGGCCAAGAAGGCUGAGAAGAAGGCCCGCAAGGAGGCCGAGGAGGCGGCGCAGGAGGAGGAGGAGAAGGAGCAGGACGAUGACGACGACAACAAGAAGAAGAGCAAGAAGGAGGAGAGCUCCGACGGCGGUGACGAGGAGGUGGCCGCCGCCUCCACCAGCGGGGGCAGCUACGGCAACAGCAACAGGGGCGACGGCGUCAUCUGGGGCAUGGAAACUGGUCAGGGCGGCAGCGGCCCCGUUGCCCGCGCCACCUACCACUACUACGCUCCUGGCUACGAGACCUCCUCCCUCUACUGCGCUGACCAGUUCAACAAGUUCCUGCCCGUCAGCUCCGACCACUGGCUCCUACAGUACCCCUGGACCGCCUACUGCAAUGACGACGGUCUGGGUCCCAUGAGCCAGGACAAGUGCGGCAAGUGCCUCAAGGUCACCAACACCGCCACCGGCCAGUCGGUCAAGACGCGCGUUGUGGACAUGUGUGGCCAAGGAGGUGUCGACAUGGACCCUCUUGGCUUCAACGCCAUUGAUGGGGACGGGCAAGGCAAGGCGACCGGAGACAUGGCUGUCCGUCUGGAUUGGUGUUAGGCCUUCCACAGGUCCUGCCGGGCUUGCCCGACGAGCCCACCCACACUCUUGUAGAAGCGCCAUCCCCCAUCCCCUCCCAGUUCCGCUACAUUACUGCCCAAGAACUGCACUUCUUCUUUCCAUUUGAUGCCGGCCUGCCCCGCACCCCGGGUUGCCCGCAUGCAC